CCUCCUACUGUCAACCAUCCACGUUAGUUCUCAUGAACUUAUAAUAAUAUCCCAUCUUCUUUCUACUCGAGCAAUCAUCUAUUGCAUCUUACAUUCUCUGCAUCAUGUCGUUCUGUAGGGCUGCUCACCACCCGGUGACAUCAUCCGCCACAAUCCUCAGAUUUGUGAGCAGCAAGCAAUGCAGUGGACAAUCCUUUCAGGCUGUCCGUGCCUUUUCAUCACACGGAAACGUAUACCGCUCCUCCAAGCGAGACAUGCAGACCGCUACGGCUUACCGUCCUCACUCUUUACCGACGUCCUUCCCUCCUCCCCGAUCCACCGGCAAUUUCGGUUCUUCCAUCGCUGCUGAUUUUCCUCCCGCCCCUGAGCCUACACAAAAGCAAAAGCCCCAGCCAUCAGAGACACCACUAAACACCGCUGCCAGCGAGAAUGUGUCGCAAAAACCAAAGCCUGCCUCCACCGCCUCGGCUACCAAACCCACAGAGAAGCCUCGCCGGAAACUGCGCCCACGCAAGGCGGCUAUGAAGUUGACACCAGUCGCCAUUGAACAACUUCGCAAACUACUCUCCCAGCCCGAACCUAAGUUGAUCCGAGUCGGUGUGAAGAACCGCGGUUGCUCCGGCCUUGCUUACCAUUUGGAAUUCGUCGAAAAGCCGGGUACCUUUGAUGAGGUGGUGGAACAGGAUGGCGUCAAGGUUUUGAUUGACAGCAAAGCUUUGUUCAGUAUCAUUGGCAGUGAGAUGGACUGGCACUCGGACAAGCUCAGCCAACGAUUUGUUUUCCGAAACCCCAACAUCAAGGAAUCAUGCGGAUGCGGUGAAUCCUUCAUGGUAUAAUUCGUCAGUCAUGAUCUCGUUUUGCGUCUUUUAAGGGUUUUUAUCGGUGCAUCGGACGGCGUUCUUGUGGGAAGGUUCCCAUUCCGGAUAAACUCAUACCAUGUUUUUGAAUUCGUUCGAUUGAUUCCCGGGCUAUCAAUGCCCAGUUUUUUGAGAUACACUCAUUCAACGACUUUGUUUUCCUUUUACCCCAGCCAUUGGGCUGGAUAGCGAUAUCAUAUGGCCCUCGACCCUUUUUCUACGAAGAUGACACAAAGCAGCGAAGACUUGCUUUGCCAGUGGGCUUAUUUAGAAUUGGCUUCGUUUGCUGUGGCAUUUUUUGAGGGUGAAUUCUGUCUUUCACAGCGGAAUAGUUUCCCGACAGACGGGGAACGCAAGCUCUUGGGACGCUUGCAUUUACUUUGUAUAAACCAGUCAAAUGCAUUGGCAGAUAUGUAGAAUGAUACCUAGAAUACUAUUAUGACAAAUACCACUCUUUAAAAUGAUCUGCUG
This is a messenger RNA of Aspergillus wentii DTO 134E9, 1328 nucleotides long. It is a transcript of the gene isa1, whose product is annotated as Fe-binding Fe/S cluster assembly protein ISA1. Gene Ontology annotation, biological process: iron-sulfur cluster assembly. Bases 105 to 836 code for a protein of 243 amino acids. Gene Ontology annotation, cellular component: cytoplasm; mitochondrion. NCBI's taxonomy places the organism in Eukaryota, Fungi, Ascomycota, Eurotiomycetes, Eurotiales, Aspergillaceae. The record is from RefSeq and is a predicted model, not a curated record. The transcript is spliced from 2 exons. Gene Ontology annotation, molecular function: 2 iron, 2 sulfur cluster binding.